AAAUUGAAAUUCAAAAAGCCUUCAAGGAAUUUUUGAAUUCAAAAGGAGAAGAACCAAAACAAGCUUGGUGUGAAACGUGCGAAGACGAUUACAAAUUUUGUGACCAUAAACACAAAGAAAUAAACUUUCUAGACGUAGUCAGAUUUUUUCAAUUUUCAAAAAAAUAUUGUGAUUAUGAUCAUUAUUUUAUAGUUAGUGAUUUCAUUCAAAAUAAAUGGGUUUCUAGAAAAUUAGAUGAAUAUCAUGUAUUACAAAAUAUUAUGACAGAGUGA
Messenger RNA from Racocetra persica, 272 nucleotides. NCBI's taxonomy places the organism in Eukaryota, Fungi, Glomeromycota, Glomeromycetes, Diversisporales, Gigasporaceae. The record is from the annotation of a GenBank genome assembly.